GGGACUGGACACUACGCAUGCGCAGUGAAAGCGCCUGCCCUAGUCGGACAUACUCCUCCCACUUUCUUGUCGAGAGUGAGCGGUGCUCCCUGAGGCGCUACGCAUGCGCGGUUCAAAGCGUCCCUAGUUUGUCCGCCUGGCCUCGCCGUAGUUGGGCUCCUCCCACUUUUGCCCUCGGUGUGUCUCUCUCUGCAGAGCGGUGAGGUAGCGGUGCGUGGCCCAUUCGGCGUGGGAAGAGGAAGGAAGGAAGGAAGGAAGGAAGGAAGGAGCAGCGGGUCCGCGCGGGUUCCUCAAUCGCCUCAGCCCGCGGGCCUCCUCUUUUUCCCCCCUCAGCCAUGUUGGCCGCCGCCGGGCUCCUCCGCCGCUGCGUCUCCGCGCCCGCCCUCCGCGCCCUCCUGCCUCGGGCCUCCGCCGCAGCAGUAUUGCCCGCCCGUUGCUAUUCUCAUGGGUCGCAUGAGUCAGAUGAAGAGUUUGAUGCUCGCUGGGUGACAUACUUCAACAAACCAGAUAUUGAUGCCUGGGAGCUAAGGAAAGGUAUGAACACGUUGGUUGGUUAUGACUUGGUUCCAGAACCAAAAAUAAUCGAUGCUGCUUUGAGGGCAUGCAGACGACUAAAUGACUUUGCCAGCGCAGUCCGCAUCUUAGAAGUUGUAAAGGUCAGUAAAAGAGUGCUGAAUGCAAAGCACCAACAAUUAAAUGAAAAUAUUAUGUGA
This is a messenger RNA of Anolis sagrei ordinatus, 713 nucleotides long. The record is from RefSeq and is a predicted model, not a curated record. Lineage: Eukaryota; Metazoa; Chordata; Lepidosauria; Squamata; Anolidae.